AUGGCAAUUGAUGAUGAUGGCUACUUACAUUUAAGUGGUAAUAUGCAUGUUGUACCACUCAUAUAUUUUCGUACUGCACAAUCACUAAAUUCUUCUACGUUCGUAGAAUUGAAUAGAAUGAUUGGUAUCGAUGAAAAUCGUACUACUUAUCCUAUGUUUAUGCGUGGGCCGGAAAAUGAAUUAAUUUUUACAUAUCGUUCAGGAAUGAGUGGAAAUGGCAAUCAGAUUUAUAAUCUUUACGAUUUAAAAACAAAAACAUGGAAACGUUUACUUGAUAAGCCGUUGACUGAUGGCGAAGGCAAACGUAAUGCAUAUUUUGAUGGAUCAAUCAAAGGUCCAGAUGGUUAUUUUCAUUUAGCUUGGGUUUGGCGUGAAUCACCAGAUGCUUCUACCAAUCAUGAUUUGAGUUAUGCACGUAGCAAAGACUUGGUGUCUUGGGAGACGGGUGCUGGAAGACCUCUUAUAUUGCCAAUGACAUUGGAAACUUGCGAAAUCGUUGAUCCAAUACCGCAAAAAGGUGGAAUUAUUAAUGGUAACACCAAAGUUGGCUUCGACGAACAAGGACACGUAACCGUUAGCUACCAUAAGAACGAUGUAAAUAAUUAUACACAACCAUGGACAGCACGUCUCGAAAAUGAUACAUGGAAGAAAUAUCAAAUUACUAAUUGA
Molecule: messenger RNA, 669 nt
Organism: Rotaria sp. Silwood1
Lineage: Eukaryota; Metazoa; Rotifera; Eurotatoria; Philodinida; Philodinidae
Source: the annotation of a GenBank genome assembly